Lymnaea stagnalis (great pond snail) is the source of this 6208-nucleotide messenger RNA. NCBI's taxonomy places the organism in Eukaryota, Metazoa, Mollusca, Gastropoda, Lymnaeidae. The record is from the annotation of a GenBank genome assembly.
CUGUUAGAAAAAAAAUAAUUGUUCCCUCAUUUUCGUAUGCAAUCUGUAGCAAGCCAUUUCAUCGAUAUGUUUUCACUACAGGUCUUAACAUUGGAAUUUUUUUUUUGUUUAAAUAAAAUUUAUUUUUGUCUCUCAUUUCUUUCGCGUAAUAAUCAUGACCAAAAAAAUUAUCAAGUUGUACAAUUGUUACUCGUGGUAUCGGUAAUUAGCCUUUAUUCACCUCACGAAGAACAGAAACAGUUACAAUUUUUCGUUGAUUAAUUUAAACAAAUGCAAAAUAAUUUUGCAAGCAUUUAUGCGGAAGGGGAAGUGUAGAUAUCGUUUAGAUCGCCAGCUUUCGAAGGACAUAGUUAUAUUAUUUUAAAUUUGUCAUUGAGUAUUAUAUAUAAAGUAUGCUAAAAAAAUAAAUGUCUUAAUUCGACAAAUGAGUGCUUGUGUUCGUGGCGGUGUGUUUAAAUGGGGCAGGGUGUGCGAUGGCUGUGUGAGUUGUUUGUGUCGAAACUAACUAUAAGAUCUAUGUAAAGGACUGUUAAUUGACACAGCGAUCGAACUUUUGUAAAGAGAAGCCAUUGUCCGCUUAAGGUUGACACUGACAGGUGAGAUUCAAAUAAUGCAAACGAUGUGUAUACAAAAACUAUCUUCGACUUUUUACAUCUUUCAGUCGGAGAAUGUACUUUGCGGCAUUAUUGACAGUGCUUUUUGCGGGCACACUAGCUGUGGUAAGUGUCCGGGCCUUUCUCUUUAUGAAAUUAUUCAUUUAACAUUUUUUUUUGACAAAUGAACUACACUAAUAUUUAAAGUAUCGGAUAAAAGUGUAAUUCCUCAUUUAUUUAUAUUUAUUUUAGACAGCAACGUUUGAUUUUUUAUUAACUCAGUUUUUGCACUUAACAAACCAAAUCUAAUUUUUAAGCUCCAAAAACUAAAAAUUUUGUGUUUAAACAAAUAAUCCAUCAAUUUGUUUUUGUUUAAUAAAAAUGUUGAGCGUAUUAACUUCCACUUAACGGGACUAAAGUCAACUUACAUAAUUUCAUACUCCAACAACUUGUUAUGCAGUAAGUUUUCAUUUAUCAUUCUUACCAUCCCGUCCAGGAACCCAUUUUACCCAACACUGAUUGGAUCCAUUUGUUGGGCAAGAAAAACACGCUGGACAGUCUGCUUGUAAGUUGAAGCAGAUACGAUGUACUGACUAAUAUGUUCAUAAUUCGUUCAAUACAGUGCCUCCCUAAGAUGCCCAACCAUCGUUAUUAAAUCAACCAUUGAUGAUCAGAAUCUGCAAAAUUCACAGUGAAAAUUGGGAGAAAAAAAAGAUAUCUGCUUUUUAAAAUUUGGAAAUUGUAGUUACUGUUGUAAAUUUGAGCCCGCUGCUGCUAGGAGCCCCCCCCCCCACAUCCCCCCACGCCAAAGUGCGCAUCUUAAAGUCCGUGAGACGGGACACGUUCAAAUCCAUGAACCUUUAAUCUCGAUUCCCACGGCGGUCUCCAAUUACUCAACGAAUAGAUAUAGGUUGCCUUUUAUGUGUGCGGGAAAUUUUGUAAAGGAUAUAUGUGUACAAAUAUCAUAAUGAUGAUAGAUUCGCACCUUUCAAAUGAGUGGGUUUUUUUUAAGCGUAGAAAGAUAUCUCAAUAUCAAUGAUAAUAAAAAUAGUACCCUGAACACUGAUCAGUCGCCGUGUCACAUUAAAUAAUUUGAUAACCGUUGUAAAAAAUAUCCGCAGAAGCCAUUACUGCCCAUCUUGGAUUGGAACAAUUUAGCGCAAGUGGGGAGGAGAAGCUCAUUCGAACCUUGGCUUGUAAGUAAUAAGAUAACAUCACAAAAAUAUCUUCUUUAUCUUUGUAUGAUGAGUACCGCCACGAAGGCAAACAAAAAAGCCAUCGGUCCGACUAAAAGGAUUCUUGAUCAUUGAUUCUCCUUAGAGCAGCGACCCCACUAGGGUUUGCGCCACGAAUAGCGAUAGUUUCAUAGUAUCACCAAUACAGAAACCACCCCCCCCCCGCCCGAUGGAUCUUCUCCUGAGUCUGCCUGCUGAAGUGUCCGGAAAUUUGUUCGAAAGAAAUUUCGUUGACGGAAAAUUAAUCGACGGAUAUUUGAAAGAACGGAAAUUCGGUUAACAAAAAAGCCAUCGGUCCGACUAAAAGGAUUCUUGAUCAUUGAUUCCCCUUAGAGCAGCGACCCCACUAGGGUUUGCGCCACGAAUAGCGAUAGUUUCAUAGUAUCACCAAUACAGAAACCACCCCCCCCCCCGCCCGAUGGAUCUUCUCCUGAGUCUGCCUGCUGAAGUGUCCGGAAAUUUGUUCGAAAGAAAUUUCGUUGACGGAAAAUUAAUCGACGGAUAUUUGAAAGAACGGAAAUUCGGUCGAAACUUUUUCUGUUCACACGUUAAGAGUUUGUUAAAAGUUUCCUUCAAAUUUCUUUUUGAACGCAUUAAUUUGUUUUACUAUAUUGUAUAGUAUGUAACAAUAAAAAUAAUCCAAAUUUAUAGUACGAGUUAUGUAAUCCACAUUUGUAGCACGUGUUAUAUAAUCCACAGCCUAUCAACGACACCAUCAUCGCACUGAUUCACUCACUCGGCAAGAAGAACGUCCUGCCGCGGGAUUAUUAUAUUGUAAGUUUUCAGAGAUAAAGUUUGUUACGCUUCAGAGUCUAUUUGAUCUACACGUCAGCGGCUCCAAUACUGGGGCUGCCCGGAACCCUUGUUAAAAGUUUCCUUCAAAUUUCCUUUUUGAACGCAUUAAUUUGUUUCACUAUAUUGCAUAGUACAUAACAAUAAAAAUAAUCCACAUUUAUAGCACGAGUUAUAUAAUCCACAUUUGUAGCACGUGUUAUAUAAUCCACAUUUGUAGCACGUGUUAUAUAAUCCACAGACUAUCAACGACACCCUAAUGGCACUGAUUCACUCACUCGGCAAGAAGAGCGUCCUGCCGCUGGAUUCUUAUAUUGUAAGUUUUAAGAGAUAAAGUUUGUUACGCUUCAGAGUCUAUUUGAUCUACACGUCAGCGGCUCCAAUACUGGGGCUGCCCGGAACCCCUGGAGGAUGCGGGUGGCAGCCUGCUAGGGGUGGUGGGACACAUAAAAAUCAUGUUUAGUUGCGUUUUUAUUAGUGAUUUUUUAUGUUAGUUGGGAGUGGGCCGCGGAAAUGUGUUUUGAAAUCAGGAAGGGUCGGGGCGGGGGGAGGGCGGGGGAGUGGGUUGACCAGCGCUGCAGAAAGAAGACUGGAGAACAGCGCAUGCCACUCCAAUCUACAAAAAAAAAAUGGGAGCAUUACGACCCUGCCAACAACCGCCCUGUGUCCCUCAACAGCGUAGUUUGCAAACUACUGGAGCACAUAAUCGUAAGCGAUGUCAUGAAUCAUCUUGAAAGACACACUAUACUCAAUGACUGUCAGCAUGGCUUCCGAGUAAACAGAUCAUGCGAGAACCAACUCCUUGAAUUCGCUGAAGAAUUGACGACCAACUUGGAGGGCAGCAAGCAAACUGAUGUGCUUGUGCUGGACUUAUCAAAGGUGUUUGACCAUGUCAACCAUAGCUUGCUAUUACACAAACUGCAGAGAUAUUGGAUCCAAGGCACUACCAAAACAUGUAUCUCUAGCUUCCUCAGUGACCGAUGCCAUACCUCCUCCUUUGUCGGUGUUAAGUCAGGGGUCCCCCAGGGCUCAGUGCUAGGCCUCUGUUUGUUCCUAGCAUAUAUGAAUGAUCUGCCCGAGAAGCUGACCUCUCAAGCAAGACUGUUCGCAGACGACACGGCGGUGUAUAGGACGAUCGUCAACAGUUCUGACCAGAGCCAGCUCCAACAAGACCUCAAUCGUUUAGCUGAGUGGGAGAUGAGCUGGGACAUGGAAUUUCAUCCUUUCAAGUGCCAGACCCUGUCAGUCUCCAGAUGCAAAUCAUUUCUAAACCACUCUUAAGAAUUGCAUGGCCAUAUUCUUAACUCAGUUUCCUCAGUUAGGUACUUUGGUGUUACCAUUCAAAGAGAGGUCCGCUGGGACGAGCACAUUAACAGUGUGUGCAACCGGGCAAACAAGAGCCUGGGGUUCCUAAGCCGCAAUCUGAAGAUCGGCAUCUCAAGCGUGAAAGAAAAAGCCUAUAAAGCCUUUGUCCGGCCUCUUUUAGAGUACGCUUCUACAGUCUGGGACCCAUUCACCCAGAAAAGUAUCGAUAGGUUUGAGGCGGUAAAGCGACGGGCAGCCCACUUUGUCCUAAAUUGCUACAGAAACACCUCAAGUGUUGGCAGCAUGCUAGAAUCACUGGGCUGGUCAACAUUGGAAGAACGACGACGACUAUCCAGGCUCACCAUGUUGUACAAGAUCAAAAAUGGGCUGGUCCACUGCUCCGGCAUCAAACAGAAACUCGUUCAUCUUCCCCCUAGACAGCAACGAGACCACGACAGACAGCUCCGGCUGGUAAAAACAAGAACAAAGUACAGGAGCUCCUCAUUCCUGCCAAAGACAAUAGCGGACUGGAACAAGCUUCCAAAAACAACAGUUGAGGUGGCUACACUCAACACAUUUGUGUCUAUUGCCUCCUGUAUUCCAACCCCCACUUCAUAACACCACUGCUGAGUCGCCCUUGCAACCAUUGAAGUAUCCCCUUGAAACCCAUGCACAGUAACAUCGCGAACCCCUCUGAAACAUAGGAGCCAGAAUGAUCAAUUCAUUGAUCGUGGGCCCUCAAAAUAAAGAAGAAGAAGAGCCCCCCCCCCCUCUACAACACCAACCCCCGUUUAACAACACAACACAGGAGAUGUUUCGGAUAAAUUAAUUAUUUGGUCAAUCUAAACCACUAGCAUUGUUUUAUUGUACAGUGUAUUAUUAAAGGGAUUAUCAAUGUUGUUUUAGCGCCACCAGAUUGAUUUAUAUUAAAAAGAUGUUUGAGACUAGAAUUUUUUUACGCUCGAAAAAAUUUAUCGGUGUGUUAAAUUUUGAUGAACCAUUUUCAUCCUGGAUCUCGUAGAAUUGUAACUACUGCUAGGCUUGAAAAAAUUCAGAAAUGUAUAUUUUCUUUCCAGGGGUUGAAACAAAAAAAGUUAAUUGCAUAAUUUUCAAUGCAAAUCCUUAAAUCAAACGUUGAAGUCUAUUCUUGUUUUCAUGGACCACUGAGCCUACAUAUUUUAACAUCAACCAAUAAAAUUGUCCAAGCCCAACCAAUGCUUUUUCUCAUAUGAACAAUACAAUCAUUUAAUGUAUUGUAUCUUCCUCAGAAGCAAAUUAAUUGGACUUUAUUUCAACCUCUUCUGCUUAGCAAGAAGCGUGACAUCCUACAGGGUUCCUCUACAACAUUCAACCCAUUUAUUUUAAGCAAGAGAAUAUUAGAUCUGGUGUCUAUCUUUUCCCCAGGAGUUGAUGGGGGCUUCAAUUUACAACAGCAACUACUACAGCAGCUCUCCGGGAAGAGAGAUUCUCAGGCCCUUAUCUCACUAACCGGUGAUGGGCUCGUUCCUUUCCUCCCUUAUCUAAUCAAUAGCAAGAAACGUGACAUCCUACAGGGUUCCUCUACAGCAUUCAACCCAUGGAUUUUAAGCAAGAGAGCAUCAGACUUGGCGCCCAUCUUAUCCCUAGGAGGUAGCGGGGGCUCGACUUUACAACAACUAAUAGAUCAGAUCGCCAGCAAGAGAAGUCUUCAGUCCAUUCUCACAAUACCUGAUCUCGGGAUCAUUCAUUUCGAGCCUAAUCUAAUCCUAAGCAAGAAAAGGGAUGUCGUCUUUGAUCCUUUCAAUACCAACCCACUAAUCAUCAGCAAGAAACGGGAUAUUCUCUUUGAUCCACUCCACCCUAACGUAGUCAGCAAGAAAAACAUCUGGAAUCCACUGAUCGAUAUUUUGCUGCCCCCCAUCAAAGAUGUUGUUUGAUCCCUCCACCUUAUUUGCCCCAUCCCUCAGUAAGAAAAAUUUAGGCUGUGCAAAAUAAAAGUUUUCACUUCUCAAUGAAUACAAACAAUUUAAAUAAAGUAUUUAUUUUUUAAAUUUAAAAAAAAAGGAUGUCAGUUUUUUCCUUUUGAGCAAAUUUUGAGCACAAAUUAAAGAACUAUCAAAUUAGAAAUUACAAAAUUUUUUUUCUUAUUCUUCUUUUUUGUUAAUGUUUUCCCAAAAUUUUGUGAUGUUUCUAAUUCCAUUUAUUCAAGUUCUGCGUAGUAAUUUUUUUUAAACGGUUCCCAUUCUUGUAGACUCAUUCAAACUCUUACAAUUUUCUUAAUACACUAGGACUUACUCGGGUACA